Pyricularia oryzae 70-15 is the source of this 3555-nucleotide messenger RNA. RefSeq lists its product as uncharacterized. Bases 1 to 3555 code for a protein of 1184 amino acids. NCBI's taxonomy places the organism in Eukaryota, Fungi, Ascomycota, Sordariomycetes, Magnaporthales, Pyriculariaceae. The transcript has 5 exons. Gene Ontology annotation, molecular function: ATP binding; ATP hydrolysis activity. The record is from RefSeq and is a predicted model, not a curated record.
AUGAGCCCCAAACCUGGGAAAGAUGACGACGUGGAGAGUGAAAAUGCCUACUCGGACACCGAGGCAGAUGAGGACGACAAAGAGACCGAGAAGGGCAGCUUCAAUCUGAACACUAGGCCCGUCGUCAGACUUUGCGACUGGGAGCAGUUCAAGAAUCGCUUUCAGUGUACUGGUGAACCGUCCGAAUUUGUCGUGGACACUGUUGAGGUGCUGCUCAAGACCCACGACCUCGAGGAGAACAUGGCGGCAGAGCAGCUGAGACGCAUGCCUCAAGAGAAGAGAAGAAAGUACACAGCGAGGCUUGCACGUCCACCACUCAAGGUCAAGACCAAGACAAAAGCAAGCGAGCUUCCGUUUGACCGGAUCCGCAUCAACUCCAGUAUCUUACUAGCACACCUUGCAAAGAUAAGCGGAAACACCUCGUGGUCCAUGCUUCUGCCCAUGACUUUCUUGCACCCAUUUGUCUUUUUUAUCCACCAUCAAAAAAGCAUGAAGGCUCUUUUGGCAGAUCUCGAGGUGUACCUGAGUAGUGGCACCGACGCUACAGACCAGCCCGACGACGUCAAUGAUGUGCCAGUUGCAGAUUUUGGCUACAAUCAGCCGACAAUGCAGUGGAAAGCCCUCAGCGCCUUCAUGCGAACUAAAAAGGCCAUGGAGCAGGUCAGGUGCUAUGUUGAGUUUGUUGACAAGGAAUUGAUGCCAUAUUACCGGAGAUUCGAGCAGGCAAAUCACAGCAAGCAAAUGAAGAUCCGAUUCAACGAUCUGUGGUCGCUGUUCCGCUGUGGAGAGUUGGUAUGCACCAAGCAUAAGUUAUAUGGUCUGGAGAAGGGCCGUGGCCCACCGGGCGAAUCUCAAUAUGACGAUGAUGUCGACGUAUUAAAACCGCCGGGUGACUACUCGAAACCCCACAAGAAGGCGGCGUCUGAGGACCAGUCUGUGUCGGACGAGGGUUAUAAUAUUGUACGUCUCUACUCAACUAACCUGCCGUAUCGCGACUGGCAAGGUAAAGGUCUUGGGGUGGGCAACCAAUAUGAAUGGGAUCCUAGAGACACAAAAUUUGAAGUGCAAUUUUACAGGCUCGAUUUUGAUGGCACAAAAUACGCCCCGGUUGUCCUACCGGCUGGAAUUAGGUAUUUCCAUGGGGAAGAAGAUAUCCAUAAACUGCCAGUCUUCCCUAUACGCUUUCUCAAAAGGAAAGACAGUCUGAUGAAAGAUCUUCGCGAGAAGGGCGAGUUGUUCCGCCGACUCAUCUCCAACGCUGCAUCCGGGAGCAAAGCCAUGGCGUACGAUGGAUGGUCAUACAAAAGCCUCCCACCGGUGUUUCGCCAACCGGGAUUCAGCGAAUAUAUUGAAAGUGACAUAAUCAUCGAAACACAGGAAGCUUUUACCACCAGGACAAGGUGCCGGCCUGGCUUCUUUAUCGAUAAAGGCAGGAUCGACACCAUGACCGAAGAUGCCUACGAUGAGGUUGAGAUAUUUUAUUGGGCCGAAGAAGACCGCUCCGAGAUUGUGAAGAAAAUGGGCGAAAUCGUGGUAAUCAGGGAGGGCAUAGAAUCAGACAUGAUCAAGGCGGUGGAGGCAAAGGACCCCUUCAUGCAGGCGUACGGCAGCCAUACGACUACAUGGAAGAGCCAAAUCUUCACAGACGAGGACCUGGUGCUGCUUCCUCAGCAGGUUAUGGCGUACGCCUUCAGGGAGCGCAAGUUUUUCGUUGCAGAUACAAAAUACAUUCGCGAGAUCUCUUGGCCGACUGAGAAAGACGAUCCAUUCAGACUCCUGCGGAUCAAUAAAAAUCACAAGCGCAUGAUACUCUCAGUCGUCAACGAGCACUUCAGUCAAAAGGCGCUGGUCAGAGACAUGCGGCGGCUCGCAAACUCAAGAGGGCAGGACGGAAGUACUGUCGGCCUCCCGGGGCAGGAUUUCAUCAGAGGCAAAGGCCAGGGCCUCAUCAUCCUGCUUCACGGGGCUCCGGGUGUUGGCAAAACGGCAACCGCCGAAGCUGUCGCCAUGUACCGCAGAAAACCGCUCUUUUUGAUCACAUGCGGCGAGCUUGGCACAACGCCCGAUGCGGUCGAGAAAACCCUCAAAGACAUUUUCCGCCUAGCAGACGUGUGGGAAUGCAUACUGCUCCUCGAUGAGGCCGACAUAUUCUUGUCCCAGCGGGAGAGGGGGGAUGACAGCAUCAUGCGGAACGCAAUAGUCAGUGUUUUCCUUCGCACUCUGGAAUACUAUCCCGGGAUACUUUUUCUGACUACAAAUCGAGUCGGAGUCAUGGACGAAGCAGUCAAGUCCCGGGUGCACUUGAGUCUGCACUACCCGGCACUCGAUUUCGAGGACACUCGCAGCCUCUUCAAGAUAAACAUAGACAGACUCAAGAAGAUUGAAAAGGAGCGGGCCAAAGCCCAUCUGGCCAGAUGCGGUUCCUCAAGCUCUGAGGGCAAAUACGGACAGUUUAAGGGCGAAAUGGUGGUCAGAGAGGACGAGAUCCUGGCAUUCGCGGAGGACCACUUUUUAAACCACGAGAAUGCCCGGUGGAAUGGGCGGCAGAUCCGCAACGCAUUCCAGAUCGCCGCGUCGCUGGCCCGCCACGAGCAGCAAAAUACCCACACGGUAGACGCUGGCACUGACGUCAAAGACGAAAUGAGUGUUGAGGACCGAAGAAUCUCUCGAAGUAGUGGCUCAAAUUUGUAUGACGACGACGAGGACGACGAAGACGACGAAAACAACGGGGAACGUGACAGCUUGUUAGAUGCCCCCUUCAUAGGCGAGAAGCAUUUCAGGAAGGUCGAGCUUGCUACAGCUGAGUUUGAGCGUAUGAGACAGAAUAUGUACAGGAACACGGACGACCAGAGGGCCUUUGAAAAGAUGGAGAGACCGCCUGCUGAGUACGCGAGUCUCAAUCGGCCUCAGCGUGGCCACCCCGCUGCGGUGAAGCCACGUCCACGAGAUGAUUACAGCCUUGAAAAUGAACGUUUAGGCAGCAGUACUGGCAGCGGCGGUAGGAAGACUAGGGCCUAUCGCAGAAAUAACGACAAUAACUACAGCGAAGAAGACUUCUCUAGCUUGGGAAGAGCAGGAGGUGGUAGGGGGCAGUACAGAACGAAUUUUCGCGGGUACGGAAACCAGGGAGAGCGGGGUAGCGAGCGUGGGCAGCGCGAUGACGAUUGCGGGAGAGGGCAGCUAAGAGACAACAGAAGGCGGGAUCGCCAGCGAGAAAAUGAGAAUUGGCGUUAUGAGCGCCGCAAUCCGCAGGAGUACGACAUCGAAGAAGACUCUGACCAUGAUGGCCGGUGGAGAUCUCCAUCUUCAUCGCGUCCUCAAACACGCAAGGAGAGUGGCAAGCAGCGGCGGCGAUCGAGGGAGCCAGAACCACGGGGGAACAAGGGCGGCGAUAGAAGGCCUGGAAGGCGAGGAGUGACAAAGUCCGGUGGAAGUGCAUAUGAUUCGGACAAGUAUGGAGGUGACCAUUUGGAGGGUGGUGAUUUUCAAGAGAACGCCGAGGAAGAUGAGGACCGCAGUUUGCGCAGGAAGGGGUCGGGGAGGAAUCGUCGGUGA